Messenger RNA from Xiphophorus maculatus (southern platyfish), 935 nucleotides. RefSeq lists its product as uncharacterized. The coding region runs from base 84 to 935 and encodes 283 amino acids. The transcript is spliced from 9 exons. NCBI's taxonomy places the organism in Eukaryota, Metazoa, Chordata, Actinopteri, Cyprinodontiformes, Poeciliidae. The record is from RefSeq and is a predicted model, not a curated record. Gene Ontology annotation, biological process: meiotic DNA double-strand break formation.
GGCCUUGUCCUGAGCCCGAUCCCGAGGAGCUGAGCGCCUUCACAGAUCUGUACGGAUCACUGAAGUUCCUGCUGAAUUUUCAGAUGAAAAAUCCAGGACUUUACUCAUCCAAAUGGCAGGCUCAUGUUAAAGCGUUUCUUCAGACGUUCUGUUUGACCAAUGCCGGGAUAAGAAUCCAACUAAAAUUUAAAAUCCAUGGACAGAAAUCACAACAUGACUUUAGCGCUUUCCUCAUAAGUAAAGUUGCUCUUUCAGUCCGACCACCUAUGAUCUUGGACGUCACUUGUUCUGCACAACCAUGGUGCGAUCAGAGAGGAUCGUGGUGUCAGAAAGGACAUCCUGUUGUCGGAGAACGGUUUCCUCUCAGCAUCCCACCCAAAGCCAUGGACCAGGGCCUGUUCGGAGAGCUCAGUGUCCAGAUUGUUACGCUGCUGAGCCCCUGUGUGCUGCAGUACCCCCAUUUGCCUACGGAGCUAUCUCGCAUGCAAAUAUCCUUUUGUCUGGUUCUGGUUUUCAGCCCCAGUAACAUCCCUGUUUCAGCUCCGUCUGGUUUCUUCCAAACCCUUCCUGUUGCCUUGGACUACCAGCAUCUGGGGCUGGACAGAAUGCACUGCCGCUCCUCCGAAGCGUCCCCUGAUGAUCCUGUGCACGGUGAUGGUGUUGUGUUCACUGUGGGGCAGGAAAACUGGGACGAUCCAGAGCAGGAACCCAGUCACCUCCCAGUUCAGCAGAGUCUCCUACUCCUGCUCUUCUUACAGCAUAGUGACCCCUUCACCUCUGAGCUCACAGAUAAAAUGGAUUGUGAAUUGUUGUUAGAGCUCCAUCUAGAGGACAUUCUGAGCAACAACAGGCAGGCCGUCACAUCAGCUCUGCAGGCUGAACUUUUCAACACAAUGAAGGCUUUAAAAGAAAGAAAAAAGAUUAUCUCAAAAUAG